UUCCUCCGCAUGAUUGUUUACUGACCCUUGUUUGUUGUUGCUGGGUAUGUACGGUACGACUUGGUGGGAAUCCGAUAUGAUAGUUCCAUUAAAAUAUUAUAAUAAACUAUAAUAAUUAAUGAUGGCCAAAUUUAAAUAAUAUAAUAGAGCAUACCUAUUACUCUAUAACACAUUUUUAAAAACUAAGCAAAUAGUGAAGAUAACAGGAGACAUAAAAGGAAAAUAUGGCAGUUCCAAUUGAUAUUCAGCUACAAAAUGCAAAAACAUCUCUCUUAUUCAUGCAGCAGGAUCAUGCCCACACAUUGCAGGGCUUGCAUCAGGAAAUACAGAAACUUCAGAAAAAAUGUGCUGAGAUGACAUUUGAGCUUGCUAUGAAGGGAGAUGUUAAUGAAGAGGCAUAUCAAGAAGAGAACCAACGAUUGGAUAAGCUUCUACGAGAGAAAACAAUAGAGUGCAAUAACAUGCAAGAUUUACUGGACAAAAAAGAAAAACGCAUCAGUGUUUUAGAAUUACAAUUACGUGCUCAAGAAAAGCGGUACACGGAUGAGAUCAAGCAAAAAAAUUUAAAAAUAUAUACAAUGAAAAACGAGUUGGACAAAAAGACAGGAGUGAUAGCUGUACUUAGUAAUGAGCUACAGCAGGUGAGUUUGAGGUCAUCACAGGAGAAUGGCGACAGUAGCUGCGAUGUUGCGGUAACUCCUGUUCCACCUACAAGUACUAUGCCAACAUCUAGAAGGAAAAUCUCCAUCCGGAAACCCCUAGGUCAUAAUCUUGGUAACGCCAACAGGCCAGGGCCAAUGAAGGCUGUCCAGUUAGGCUGUUACAAUCCAGUUUCAAGAAACGUGAGCCCUCACAGUGGUGCUGGAUAUCAGACCCCUGAGUUAAACAAAGAUUCUCAGAGACCUGGAACUCCAACAAAGCCGGAACCCACCAAUUCUAAAGUAUUUGUAGUUCGGCAGAAAGAGCAUAGUAAUGACGUUAUUGUAAGACAGAAACUACCUGUACUGCCACCUAUUGUCAAUCAAGGAGACUCAUCUAUGAUGGACUCCAGUAAACAGCCUGCAUUGUUGCACCCAGAUAUUUCUGGAUCAGGGUUAAGUAAGAAAGAAACACUGGCUGUUAGCAGUUUAUUUCAUCAGGAUAAUCUCCGUAAAGUUGAACAUUCCAACAGCGAUUGAUUAAUAUCAAUCAUUUUAAAAACCUUUUAUCACCGAAUAUUAAUUAUCAAAACCUUGAGAUUUACAAUAUAAUCAGUGAUUAAUUAAUGCACUGUGCAGUAAAUUUAUCAUGUAUUUGUAACUUUAAAAAUUAUAUAUUUACAAUUUGUAUUUUACUCAAUAUAAAAAAUUAUAAAACUGUAUAUACAGAAAUUUGAACUUUAUAGCCUAUAGGUUUUUAAAUUUAUGUAUUUCACUAAAGAAUACAGUAUUUAUGUUAUGUAAUGUAUGUUUACAUGAAGCAAACGCCACUCAAAACCACCUUACACUGUAUUCAUUGUUUCUGCCUUUAAAUGUGCUGUAAAAUAAGACUAAGUCUUUAUAUUUUAUAACUAAAA
Molecule: messenger RNA, 1555 nt
Organism: Anneissia japonica
Lineage: Eukaryota; Metazoa; Echinodermata; Crinoidea; Comatulida; Comatulidae
Product: coiled-coil domain-containing protein 92-like
Exons: 3
Coding region: 225-1178 (317 amino acids)
Source: RefSeq, a predicted model, not a curated record